GAACAGGACUGCUUCCUGCUUCUAGACAGGGGCGGGUGAGGGGAAAGGAAAUAGUCCUAGGAGCCGCGUCCGGACUGCGCUAGCGGCGGUGGAGGAGAAGGCAGAGAGGAGGGCGGAGAAGGCAGAGGGGGCUGCGGCAGAGAAGAAAGUGUCAGAGCCGGUUGGGCGUAGAGUGUGGUGAAGGGUACUUUUCAUGGUGCAUGGAAGGAAAGCCAAUGCGCAGGUGUACCAAUAUUCGACCAGGAGAGUCUGGAAUGGAUGUAACAAGCCGUUGUACCCUUGGAGACCCCAACAAACUACCAGAAGGGGUUCCCCAACCUGCCCGCAUGCCCUAUAUCUCUGACAAGCACCCUCGACAAACCUUGGAAGUCAUUAACCUUCUGAGAAAGCACCGGGAGCUAUGUGAUGUGGUGCUAGUUGUGGGCGCUAAGAAGAUAUAUGCCCAUCGAGUCAUUUUGUCAGCCUGUAGUCCCUACUUCCGAGCUAUGUUUACAGGAGAAUUGGCAGAGAGCCGUCAGACAGAAGUAGUAAUCCGGGACAUAGAUGAGAGGGCAAUGGAACUACUGAUUGACUUUGCAUAUACCUCCCAAAUAACUGUGGAAGAGGGCAAUGUUCAGACCCUUCUCCCAGCUGCUUGCCUCCUCCAGCUGGCAGAAAUACAGGAAGCCUGCUGUGAAUUCUUAAAGAGACAAUUAGAUCCUUCUAACUGCCUGGGCAUUCGGGCUUUUGCUGAUACACAUUCAUGUCGUGAAUUGCUAAGGAUAGCAGACAAGUUCACUCAACAUAACUUUCAAGAGGUAAUGGAGAGUGAAGAGUUUAUGUUACUUCCAGCUAAUCAACUCAUUGAUAUAAUAUCUAGUGAUGAGCUAAACGUUCGCAGUGAGGAACAAGUGUUCAAUGCAGUGAUGGCCUGGGUCAAAUACAGUAUUCAAGAAAGACGUCCUCAGUUACCCCAGGUGCUGCAGCAUGUUCGUUUGCCUUUGCUUAGUCCCAAGUUCCUGGUGGGCACAGUAGGCUCUGACCCCCUCAUCAAAAGUGAUGAGGAAUGCAGAGACUUGGUAGAUGAAGCUAAAAAUUACCUCCUAUUGCCUCAAGAACGACCACUAAUGCAAGGACCAAGAACAAGACCACGGAAACCUAUCAGAUGUGGAGAAGUACUCUUUGCAGUGGGUGGUUGGUGCAGUGGAGAUGCCAUUUCCAGUGUUGAACGAUAUGAUCCACAGACCAAUGAAUGGCGAAUGGUAGCUUCAAUGAGCAAAAGGCGAUGUGGAGUUGGGGUCAGUGUUCUCGAUGACCUGUUAUAUGCAGUAGGAGGCCAUGAUGGAUCCUCUUAUCUCAAUAGUGUUGAAAGAUAUGACCCCAAAACAAACCAGUGGAGCAGUGAUGUGGCACCUACCAGCACCUGUAGGACGAGUGUCGGUGUAGCAGUACUCGGAGGCUUUCUCUAUGCUGUGGGUGGCCAAGAUGGUGUGUCUUGCCUCAACAUUGUGGAGAGGUAUGAUCCAAAGGAGAACAAGUGGACUCGGGUGGCUUCCAUGAGCACAAGAAGACUAGGCGUGGCUGUAGCUGUGUUAGGAGGGUUCCUAUAUGCUGUAGGUGGCUCUGAUGGGACAUCUCCACUCAACACAGUGGAGCGCUACAAUCCUCAGGAAAACAGAUGGCACACAAUAGCCCCUAUGGGGACCCGGAGGAAACACCUAGGCUGUGCAGUGUAUCAGGACAUGAUCUACGCUGUAGGAGGUAGAGAUGACACUACUGAGCUUAGCAGUGCUGAGAGAUACAACCCUAGAACGAAUCAGUGGUCACCGGUGGUGGCCAUGACAUCCCGCCGCAGUGGAGUUGGCCUGGCAGUGGUCAAUGGACAGCUCAUGGCAGUGGGAGGUUUUGAUGGUACAACAUACUUGAAGACCAUUGAAGUUUUUGAUCCUGAUGCCAAUACAUGGAGGUUGUAUGGCGGGAUGAAUUACCGUCGGUUAGGGGGUGGUGUAGGAGUUAUUAAAAUGACACAUUGUGAAUCCCAUAUAUGGUGAACGUGCAGAAGACAGUCUUACAUAUGCUCCCCAGCAUUCUGCAGAGUUUGACUUUGGAGGUUUGUACAGCUUGAGAAGACGUUAGAACAAAUUUUAUCCUUUGCUGGUGCCUCAAUAUGUGGAAAUACAAAUCCAAUGAAAGUACUUCACCUGCAAAAUGCCACCUUUGCACAAUAAUUUUUAACUCUGUGCAGAAGAAUAUUUAUUUUUGGCUUUAAUUUAUCAUGGGCUUUUUGGGGGUACGGGGGAGAUUUACCCUUCCAACCACAAAAAAAAAAAAAAAAAAAAAAGAAGAAGAAGAAAGAAACAUUUCAAGCAGCAAAACUGACUUUGUUUUUAAGGGUAUUGAUUUAAGUUUGAAAAUACUGAUAAGGGCAGAAGGGCUAUGUAUGAUCUGGUUAUUUCUAGACACUCCAUCCACCUGACUCCUAGUUACAUUGAUUACCAGUGAUAAUGAUAGGUCUGCAGAAUAUAUCAGCUAACCAUUAUUCUUGCACCAGACCUGAAAAUCUAAAAAAAAAAAAGCACACGCACACACAAACAAAAAGAAACAUCUCAUUUUAACUAGUAUAAUUCAGAAGGAAUAUUAAGUGAAUAAAGACUAGAACACAGAGGCUACAGUUUUCAUCAGUGGAAUUUCAUGUUUUUUCUUCUAUAUGAUCUUGUUUUCUGUUAUAUUUAGUCUUUUUUCACAAUAUUCUCAUAGAGUUUCUGCUAGAUCUAGAGCUCUGCUCUGUGCCUCCUAUCAAAACAGUAUAUGAAUCUCAUAUGCUGUCUUGAGAAUCCCCCCAAGAGAAUCACAUGCAACUCUGCAAGAGUUUUUGCUCAGACGUGUUACUGACUGAAGCAACUUUCCUUCUUGCUACCAAGGACCAAGAUGGAGAAUCCUCUUCCCAGCAGUGAAUUCUGUUAUGCAAUUUACACUUGAUGUCCAGGCCUAGUGAGGCUGAGCUUACCUUACUAACAGCCUCCAAGGGAAUGAAUUCUUCAGUUCAUGUAAUAGUAUCUGUUAAUGAGUAUAAAACCAAUUGAGACAUUUUAUUAAUAAUUUUAAUUCUUUUAUUACAACAGUAUAUCACUAUCUUCAUUCUAUAAGGCCAUGUCACUAUUUCUCCCAAAUUGCACUUUCUGGUGAAAAAUUAAAAACUUUAAGAAAAAAAUGAUAAUUUCAAUGGUUAAAGUUUUUUUUUUCCCUCUCAUUGUUCAUAGACCAAUUUUUUUCAAUGUAUUUUGCAGGAAAAUCUUUGAAUAAGACUUUAAAUCACAACCAAAAGGAAUAACCUUCUCACUUUCCCCUGCUACAAAAAUGUUUGGCAACUUUUGUGUUUACAUUUAAAGAUCAUUUGCACCUUUUUCAAAGAAGAAAAGUAUUUGGUAAACAAUUGUUUACAUGUAUCAUUUAUGCUUUUUUCUAGCAUGUAUAACUUUUUCAAAUAAAGGUAGUAUUUACCAUAAAAAAAUUUUU
Otolemur garnettii (small-eared galago) is the source of this 3495-nucleotide messenger RNA. RefSeq names its product kelch like family member 20 (gene KLHL20). Bases 201 to 2030 code for a protein of 609 amino acids. The transcript is spliced from 12 exons. Gene Ontology annotation, molecular function: protein binding. The record is from RefSeq and is a predicted model, not a curated record. Lineage: Eukaryota; Metazoa; Chordata; Mammalia; Primates; Galagidae.